AUAUAUAGAUAGCUCAUAUCUCUUCACUGUAUAAUACAAACCAUUCAGUGAAAAAUGGCAGCCAUGAACAAUAUGCUCAUGAUGUUAAUGGUGGCUGCAAUUUUGUUUUGUAGCCACCAACAAGUGGCCACGGCGAGAGAAGUGGUUGUGGCAGAUGACAGGAAUGAGUUACAACUGCUUUGGCCAUGGGAAAUUCCCUGUUAUCUGACAUGGCCAUUUCCGUGGCCACCACCACCGCCAUGGCCAUGCCCUCCUCCACGACCACGUCCACGUCCACGUCCACGACCAUGCCCUAGCCCUCCUCCACCACCACGGCCACGACCAUGCCCUAGCCCUCCUCCGCCACCACAACCACGACCACGACCAUCUCCUCCACCACCUCCACCACCAUCCCCACCCCCUCCCGCCCCGAGUUCGAGCUGCUCGGCUAGUGACCAAGCAAAGGUUAAGAAGUGCAUGUUCAACACACCUAAAAUUGAUGAAUGCUGCCCAACAUUCAAGAGCAUACUUGGAACUAGUUGCCCUUGCUAUAAAUAUGCAGAGGAUUUGGAUAAUCAAGUGUUAAUCACUCUUGAAGCUUAUUGUGAUGUUGAUAGCCCUUGCAAGGGUGUUCAAGUGAUUAAGAUGUCCAAGGAGGAGGAGGAGGAAAAGUAAAAAUAAAGUUUUAAUGUUUAAUUCCAGAUCAUGUAUUAGUAGAUGAUUUGCUAUUAAUUAUCCUUUAUGUUGAAAGUCUCUAUGUAAUGUUUUAAGUCUUCCUUGGGUUUCAGCAAUAAUUUGGCAUAUCUGUCAAAAAUCCUAAUUAGUACUAAUGAUAAAAAUAUUAUAAUACAUAAAAUCUCUCAUCUUGUAGUGUCCGUUCGUCAAA
Messenger RNA from Nicotiana tabacum (common tobacco), 865 nucleotides. RefSeq lists its product as uncharacterized. The record is from RefSeq and is a predicted model, not a curated record. Lineage: Eukaryota; Viridiplantae; Streptophyta; Magnoliopsida; Solanales; Solanaceae.